AUGUCGGCGGAUAAACUCAAAGUGAUAAUUGCCGGCGCCGGCAUUGCUGGUCUGGCUGUUGCCAUCGCCCUCCAGCGUCUUCCCUAUCUCGACGUGGAACUCUACGAACAGGCAGAUGAGCUCAAGGAAAUUGGUGCAAGUAUUGCGAUAAGCCCAAAUGGCCUGCGAUCUCUAGAAAAACUGGGUGUUCUCAACGCCCUCGAUGAUGACGUCGCUUUUCGAGGCCCGAGUGAAAUUCCCAUGAUUUAUCGUCACUGGAAAACAAAUGAGAUUAUCCUCGAAGAACAAUUUGAAAAUGUUCCUCUGCGUCGUCAUCAAACAGCACGAUUCCACCGGGGACAUCUCCACGCAGCACUUUUACAGCAUGUCCCAGGGGAAAGAAUCCAUCUGAACAAGAAAAUUGUUACUGCCAGUGUUCAUAGAGAGAAAGUAACUCUGCACUUUGCCGAUAACACAUCCGCUGAAGGCGAUAUUCUGAUCGGUGCGGAUGGGCUCAAGUCGAAUGUCAGACAAUCUUUUGCUCCAGAGCAUAAGCUCAACUGGACAGGAAAGGUCUUUUUGCGAUCGACAUUUGAUGCCUCGUUGGUGCAGCACAUACCUGAUCUACCCUUGGAUUCAGUUCACUGGUGGGGAUUAAAAGAGAACUUUUUUGCCUCUCGACUAGGAAAGGGUCAAUAUACGACCGUCGCAAACUUUGAGCUGCCAGAUGUGUCGGAAGAACAAGCAAAAGAACUGAUCUGGGAUAGCAAGGGGGAUAUUGAACCAGUCAAAGAGCGAUAUAAAGACUGGAAUCCUGUCGUCAAGUCGUUGAUAGAAGCAACGCCAUACACCCGAAUCUAUCCCAACUACGCUGGUGAUCCCUUAGAAACAUGGGUGUUUGGAUCUAGAGUGACUCUUGUAGGAGACGCAGCGCAUCCUCAUGGUGGCGCAUUUGCUGCUGGGGGGUCCCUUGCUCUCGAUGAUGCAUAUACACUACUCCUGGCAUUCAACCACGUCUUUCGCUUGGGGCAUUUUGAGCCGAGUAAGAUUAAGGAUGUUCUGGAACUAUACCAGCAGACGAGAAAACCACACACCGAGAAACUGCUGAACAUUGUUCUCAAGAGUAUUGGCCAGUCUUCGGAUGACAGCUCGGAUGAGGCGUUGAGGGAGAGGGUGAAGAACAAGCCAAAGAUAGCGUGGCUGUCUGAACAUGACGUGGAAAGAGCCUUUUCCAAUGUUCUGUUUUCUGCUGGACAUGGAAUUUCAGGGCCCGAGAAAAGUAGAAUAUGAGGGUCAUGAUCAGUAUACAAGAUGGGAAUGUCGUGGUCAUGGUUACGUACCUGGCAAGUUAGAGUUGAUAAGAUUUGCAGAAUCAAAUCAGUCCCUC
Messenger RNA from Aspergillus wentii DTO 134E9, 1366 nucleotides. RefSeq lists its product as uncharacterized. The coding region runs from base 1 to 1269 and encodes 422 amino acids. Gene Ontology annotation, molecular function: FAD binding; monooxygenase activity. The transcript has 7 exons. The record is from RefSeq and is a predicted model, not a curated record. Lineage: Eukaryota; Fungi; Ascomycota; Eurotiomycetes; Eurotiales; Aspergillaceae.